Messenger RNA from Boleophthalmus pectinirostris (great blue-spotted mudskipper), 1717 nucleotides. RefSeq names its product caspase 8, apoptosis-related cysteine peptidase (gene casp8). The record is from RefSeq and is a predicted model, not a curated record. The transcript has 12 exons. Gene Ontology annotation, biological process: negative regulation of extrinsic apoptotic signaling pathway via death domain receptors; proteolysis. Lineage: Eukaryota; Metazoa; Chordata; Actinopteri; Gobiiformes; Gobiidae. The coding region runs from base 166 to 1581 and encodes 471 amino acids. Gene Ontology annotation, molecular function: protein binding; cysteine-type endopeptidase activity.
AAACUAUUUACCAGGUGACACGGAAAGUUUUACCGCUUUUGUAACAAAGUUAUGUUGUCUUAAAUUAGUGUAAUUAGUGUCAGCACCUGUAAUGCUGUGGGUUUAUCCAUAUCAAAAGAGGGGAAAGCUUCGUUCGAUAUUUUACGAGACUAAGGAGUGGAAUCAAUGGACAGGCUUACUUUGUCCAAAAUAGACGAAGAGCUGGAGUCAUCAGAGGUAGCUGCCCUGCGCUUUCUGUGCCUGGAUGUUGUCAACAGAAAACGACUGGAAACUGUCACAGAUGCUAAAGGGCUUUUUAUGAGGCUCCAGGAAAAGGGUCUCCUGGAAAAUUAUGGUUUCCUUUGUCAGCUGCUCCAAACCAUCGGCCGAAAUGAUCUUGUCAACAACUUCUUAAGGACAGGUUACAGUCAGUGUACAGAAGCAGAUGCUAAUCCUAUGCUGUCACAUUACAGGGUGAUGCUGUAUCAAAUAUACGAGGACAUUACUAAAGAAAACCUUGAGAAGAUGAAGUUUUUAUUAGAAGACAAGUUAGGCAAGGGACAAGCAGAGAAGUGUAAUACAGCCUUGGAUGUGUUUGCUGAAAUGGAAAAGAAAGGCCUACUGUCAAACACAAACUUGAAUGAACUUUUAAAUGUUUUACAUGAAGUAGAUGUCGAGAUAGCACAAAGACUACAGUCACAGUCCUACAUGAAUUACCAGAACACAUUACCUCACAGAAUUCAACCUAGUCUGUCAGUAACAGAGACUCAACCAAGCUCUGGCACUGGCAGUUGUGUUUUCUCUGACGCUGAUACAACAAAGUCCUUCUCUUCAGUUGAUGAAACGGAGUACUACCUUUUCACUCAUGAUCCCCGUGGUUUGUGUCUGGUCAUCAAUAAUGAGACAUUUUAUGGCAACCUUAAAAAUAGAGCUGGUAGUCACGAGGAUGCAAGAGCUCUCUAUGAAACAUUCACCUCUCUUGGUUUCCUGGUUGAUAUUCACAAAGAUCUAAGUAGUGUUCAAAUGACGGACUUAUUAAGAUCAACAGGCAUGAGGAACUUCUAUAAUGACGACGCCUUGGUGGUGUGUGUGCUGUCUCAUGGAGAAUAUGGCUGUGUAUAUGGUACAGAUGAGAAGACAGUUUCCCUUCGAGAAUUGACGCAGCCCUUCAAUAGCCACCAAGCACCUUCCCUGGCAGGAAAGCCCAAACUUUUCUUCAUUCAAGCUUGUCAGGGGAACAGGUACCAAACAGGAUCUCUGCCCUCUAUCCAAAAGUCAGAGGAUGUGAAAGAACCAAAAGGCUUGGAGGCAGAUGCAGGCCCAGUGCAAGGAGAGACGGUGCCCUCUGAUGCAGACUUUUUGCUCGGUAUGUCCACCGUGCCAGAGUGCAAGUCCUUCAGAAGCACCACUACAGGAUCCAUCUACAUCCAGGAGCUAUGCAAGCAAAUCAACACAUCUGCAAAGAGUGUGGAGAUGGAUGAUAUUCUCACUAUUUUAACAAGAGUAAACCGUAACGUCAGCAAAGGUGUUUAUUUGAAUUAUAAACAAAUGCCAGAACCCAAAUACACGCUCACUAAAAAAGUAGUUUUCAAGUGUCUGUGAGGGAAAAGUAUGGCCAGCUUCAUGAAAUCAUUACACUUUACCCCCAGUGCUCCACAGAAAAUAAGCCAAUUAUGUAUUUGAUGUGCUUUUUCUUUGUUAUUCUGCCUAAUAAAAGGCUAAAUGGUGUAACAUUCAA